AUGAAAGAAGAGAACAUCAAACGGGAAGAACAGCAAAUCGAAGGAGAAUUGAAACAAACACAGGAAAUUAUAAAUCUUGAAGAAGAUGUGGAAAAAAGAUUUAAGGAUAUUCUUUCGAUUGCUUCUGAGUGUAUUCAACCGGAGGAGCUAAAGGCCAGACUCCUUUUGAAAAGAAAAUUGAUUUGCUAUGAUGGCUUUGAACCAUCUGGCCGCAUGCACAUAGCACAGGGACUUCUAAAGAGCCACAUCGUGAAUACCUUGACCAAGAACGGUUGCACGUUCAUCUUCUGGAUUGCAGAUUGGUUCGCACAGCUGAACAACAAAGUGUCAGGAGAUUUAAAGAAAAUAAAGAAGGUAGGAAAAUAUUUUAUCGAAGUGUGGAAAAGUUGUGGCAUGGAUAUGGAGAAUGUUCAUUUUUUAUGGGCAAGCGAUGAAAUUAAUAAAAAACCAGAUGAAUAUUGGUCACGAGUAAUUGACAUAUCAAAAAGUUUUAAUAUCAAUAGAAUAAAAAGAUGUUUAAAAAUAAUGGGAAGAACAGAAGGAGAAGAAAAUUAUUGCUCCCAAGUUUUAUAUCCUUGCAUGCAAUGUGCAGAUAUAUUUUUUUUGAACGUAGAUAUAUGCCAAUUAGGGACUGAUCAAAGAAAGGUAAAUAUGCUGGCAAGAGAAUAUUGUGAUAUUAAAAAAAUUAAAAAAAAACCAAUUAUUCUUUCCCAUCAAAUGCUGCCAGGAUUACUUGAGGGACAAGAGAAGAUGUCCAAAUCUGAUGAAAAUUCAGCUAUAUUUAUGGAUGAUUUAGAACCAGAUGUAAAUAGAAAAAUUAAAAAGGCAUAUUGUCCUCCAUGUGUUAUAGAGAAUAAUCCCAUUUUUGCUUAUGCCAAGAGUAUUAUAUUUCCUAGAUACAACCAAUUUGUUCUUCAACGCAGGGACAAGGACGGGGGAAAUAAAAUUUACACCACAAUUUCAGAACUGGAGGAAGAUUACAUUAAUGGCUCAGUGCAUCCCUUAGACCUGAAGGACAACGUUUCAAAGUAUCUAAACAAAAUGUUACAACCUGUGCGAGAUCAUUUUCAGAACAAUGCUGAAGCCAAGAGCUUGCUUAAUGAAAUAAAGAAGUAUAAGGUGACCAAGUGA
Plasmodium gonderi is the source of this 1131-nucleotide messenger RNA. RefSeq names its product tyrosine--tRNA ligase. Gene Ontology annotation, biological process: tRNA aminoacylation for protein translation. Bases 1 to 1131 code for a protein of 376 amino acids. Gene Ontology annotation, molecular function: tyrosine-tRNA ligase activity; ATP binding. The transcript is spliced from 3 exons. Lineage: Eukaryota; Apicomplexa; Aconoidasida; Haemosporida; Plasmodiidae. The record is from RefSeq and is a predicted model, not a curated record.